AAAAACUCGCAGGCUGUUGUGGAAAAACAUUGUUUAAAAUUAUUAUAAAAUAAAAAAGCAAAAAUAUAUACUAAAGAAAAGUCCAAUCGAUUCGGUCACUAGCUCUACUCACGCAACAUGGCGUGUCCAUUCUUCCGUCGCGCCGACUCUUUGACGCGACAGCCAUCGGUUAUUGCUGAGCCGGGCGCCCAUUGGAAUUUGGAGGAUGAGGAGCUGUCGACGGCAGAUGAUGCACUGACAUUAACCCAUUUACAAAUGGCCAUACAGCUGUUGACGGCGCCAUCGAAUGAAGAUCUCAAUUUAGCUGUCACCUCUUUGGUGGCCAAGUAUCGUCAAAGCUGGCCAAACAUUCAUAAGCUCAAACUGGAUCCGAAGACCUUUAAGGACUGCGCUAAUUAUGACUACCUAGGCGAUAUACAGGAGCUGCUGCUUAAGAUGGAUGAGGCAAGUGCCAGCGAAAUUCUAGUUCUGCUGGGCGAGGAGUUGAUUACCUGUUGCUGCACUGGGAUCAUAGAGCGCGCCUUUCGUUGCCUGGGCACUGAUUUGCAAGAGUUUUUGGGCUCAUUGGAUGGCGUCUAUGAUGUGCUUAAGCUACAAGAGGACGAUGUCACCGAUACUGGCUUUGUCUGCGCUGGCGAUGGAGAGCUGAUCUUCACCUCAGAGCGUCCAGUAAUCGCCUGGCUGCUGUUGGGCUCACUCAAGGCGCUGACUCGCAUGCUGUACAAGGUGGAUGUGAACAUCAAAAUCGAACCAGUUGAGGGUGAUGGACGACGCUAUCGCUAUCUAUUCUCACUUGUUAAGGAAAGUUCGCAGACCUUGCAGCUAGGACGCCCUGUGGCUGAAAUAAAGCUACAUGAGACUCCGCAGCGUAGCAACUCGGCCAAUGCUGCUGAUUUGCAAAUGAAUUCUUCCAGCUUCUGUAAAAUGUUUCCCUGGCAUUUUAUUAUGAACGAGCAGCUGGAGCUGGUGCAACUGGGACGUGGCUUUAGCAAGCUAUACAAGCCCUAUUUGGCAGAAUUUGGCUGCCAGGCUAGCACCUAUUUUGAUUUCAGGCGUCCCAAGGGCUUGAAUCUUAAGUUCCGUGACAUUGUGCGUCGCACCUACACGCCCUUCUUGAUUGGCCUUAACAGCCCACCUGGCGUAAGCGACUUUCCAGCUCUGGGCUUGGAGCUAAAGGGCCAGAUGGUACACUGUCCCGAAUCCAAUUCACUGCUCUUUAUUGGCUCACCGUUCUUGGACGGCUUGGAUGGCCUUACUUGCAAUGGGCUCUUCAUAUCUGAUAUACCCUUGCAUGAUGCAACUCGUGAGGUCAUCUUGGUGGGCGAGCAGGCACGUGCUCAGGAUGGUCUGCGUCGUCGCAUGGACAAGCUUAAAAGCCGCAUUGAGGAAGCCAACUCGGCCGUAACCAAGGAGCGUAAGAAGAACGUCAGUCUCUUGCAUCUAAUCUUUCCAGCUGAGAUCGCUGAGAAGUUAUGGCUAGGGUCAUCUAUUGAUGCCAAGACCUAUCCAGAUGUGACCAUACUCUUCAGCGAUAUUGUCGGCUUUACCAGCAUUUGCUCGCGCGCCACACCAUUUAUGGUUAUCAACAUGCUGGAAGCAUUGUACAAGGACUUUGAUGAGUUUUGCGAUUUGUUUGAUGUUUACAAAGUGGAGACCAUUGGUGAUGCCUACUGCGUGGCCAGCGGCUUGCAUCGUGCAUCCAUCUAUGAUGCCCACAAGGUCGCCUGGAUGGCACUGAAGAUGAUUAGCGCUUGCCGCAAGCACAUUACACACGAUGGCGAACAAAUCAAAAUGCGCAUUGGCCUACACACUGGCACUGUGCUGGCGGGCGUGGUUGGACGCAAGAUGCCGCGAUAUUGUCUCUUUGGUCACAAUGUAACCAUUGCCAAUAAGUUCGAGUCCAGCAGCGAGGCUUUGAAGAUCAAUGUUAGCCCCACAACUAAAACCUGGCUGACCAAGCAUGACGACCAUGUUUUUGAUCUACAACCCCGCGAUCCCGCUUGCCUGCCCAAAGAGUUUCCAAAAUCCCAUGGCAAUGGCACCUGCUACUUCAUGGAAGGCUAUCGCAACCCCAACCUGGGCAGCGACUUGUCGAUCGAUGAACAGAUUGACGCUGCCAUGAAGAUCAUAUCCGAGGGUGGUGAUGCAUAAGUCGCUUGCUAGUUACUUGCUCAGUAGUCUUAUCUAAAUCUUACAAUUAGUUCAAUGCACAAUGUAGUCUAAUUCUGUUCUGCCCUCUCUUGCAAAGCGU
Drosophila busckii is the source of this 2251-nucleotide messenger RNA. RefSeq names its product head-specific guanylate cyclase (gene Gycalpha99B). Bases 118 to 2151 code for a protein of 677 amino acids. Gene Ontology annotation, biological process: response to oxygen levels; cGMP biosynthetic process. NCBI's taxonomy places the organism in Eukaryota, Metazoa, Arthropoda, Insecta, Diptera, Drosophilidae. The transcript has 5 exons. The record is from RefSeq and is a predicted model, not a curated record. Gene Ontology annotation, cellular component: guanylate cyclase complex, soluble. Gene Ontology annotation, molecular function: heme binding; guanylate cyclase activity.